AUCGAAUGGGAGCAUCGGAACCCUUUUCCGCAAGCGCCACACCGAACCACCCGCACUGAUGCGAACCGUGCAGCCAAGAAGCGGAGAUGGGGUAUAUUUUGCUGCUUUGUGCCUUCUUGGAGACCUUAGUUGAACUUGUUGUCUUCUUGCCAACGUCAUCUCGUUCAUUCCGACGAUGCAAGCGGACGCUCGGCAGUGAGCUGGAGAUGUCCAAGGUUUGCUCCAAGAAGAGAAAUGAAGGCGCUGAGCAAACUCCAGUCGUGGCGCAGCUCGGGGUCCAGUACCCGAGCCUGCGUCGAUAACAAGGACACCGUUGACGGUGUGACCGUGGAUGGCAAGAUCCUGGAAUCGAGCAAAUGGUCGGAGAAAGAGGAAGGGACCAAUAAUGACAAUGUCAACGCCGAAGAUAAAGCUGAUGACGACGAGGAUGCUGCCGCUGCUGCGCGAGCCGAGCUCGACGAACAAGUCAAGUUGCGCAAGGACGCAAAUGACAAACUGUAUGCUGCCAGCAAGGCGUACUGGGCCUACCUGUCCAAACGCAAACCAUUACCAUUUGACACAGACGUCGCUUCUCUGACAAGAGUAUUGAGCAAGGAUGCCGAGACCAACGACACCGCUUUGGCAGAUGCGGAGGACGACAACAGCGCCUCAGCCAAAUCUGCCAGCAAAGCAGGUUUUAGAGGGAUGAGCCUUUUUGGUGGCGCUGGAGCUGCUGUGGCUGCCAUGGUGGGAAGUAUAGGCAAAGACGACAAGGUAAUGCCUUGUGAAGCCUUCGGUCUUGCCAUGCUCGAUGCCGCUCAAGCACUUGGCGAUCACAAUGUUCAGGGUAAUUCUCUCGCCUUACUAGGCGAAGCUCAUCUUCAUCUCUCUACUUUGCAAGACACAUUUGCCAAGACCUUGGCAGACACCUACCUCUCGCGCCUCGUACGCUCUAAAGUCAGCAUCGAAGCUUACCAAGCCGCGCGCAAGAAGGUCUCCUCGACGCAGGCGCGCCUUUCUAACGCGCGAAUAAAGCGCCGAAAAGCGGGGGCAAAAGGCGCGAGUACAGUUACGGGGGAUCGGGGAGAGAAAGAUGAACGCGCGGAUAGCGAGUUGGAGGAGGAGAUGCGACUUUCGGAAGCUGCAUACGAAGAUGCCUUGCAGGACCUCGAGGCGCGUGCCGAGCUGCUCAAACGUGAUGAGGUGCAAGACCACGAAUCUCUUUCUGAUUUGCUGGAAGUCAGCAUCGAGUAUAGUGCUCAGGUCCACGAGGCGCUGCUGACUGCGAGGAGCGUGUGGCCACUCUCUGCCAUCUCGCAGAGCGGAACCUAUAUUACACGAACGAGGCCGAGGUUUCCUCACAGCAAUUCUGCUAAGGAUGCUGUUUCAAGUACUCGAAGGCAGUUUGAAAGCAGCAGCCACAGACGCAGCAUCAGCACACCCAUGUCGACGCGCUCGCCUUCCAUACGCUCACUCGGCGAGCCAGGCGGCAAUGGGGAGGGCAGCUUUUCUCCGUCGGAAGCAGCAGUGUCUGGAACCACUGUUGCGAAUAGCAAGAGAAGGCCGCGUCUCUCUGUCCUGAGCAACUCAGUAUCUAGCAUUUCGACAGCCACGCUUGGCGGUGUCGGCAACAUGGUGCGACUUGGCCGUGCCAAGACGAGCGAUGCCGUUCCGCAGCUUUCGACAGCUGAAGAUGCGAAAGGCGAUACUUCUACCGCGAGCGAAAAUCCGAACGCAGCGACCGAAGACGACAAUGCGGCGGCGAAAAACCCAAAGAUGGGGAAACAGCAGUCUGCUGGCUACAGCGACAUGGGCAAAGAUGGCUCCGUGGUUAGUGCCGAGAACCAAGGAACGAUCAGUAAAGGUAGCACUUGGGCCAAAGGUCUGCUCGGGCGUGCCAAUAACAAAGACAAGUCGACUGGCGCCAGAAAAGAUGGUUUUGCAUACGUGGAGGCUGCGGGAAAGAACUCUGACGUGCAAAUCAGCGAAGAGGAGCGACAGCGGAACGAACAGAUGCUCAAGGAUGUCGUCUCGCUUGGUGGCAGUCGCGCAGGUUGCAGUGCUACUGCUUUCGCGACUACCAGCGGUGAUACUGUGUCUUUUCCCUCGAGGGGCAAUCAGGCAAGGGAGUUGAGCAUCAGCUCCGAUGAUGCUCGCAGCGAACAAGAUGGGCGAAACGCACUUUUCGCGCGCACAGGCAGCGUCCCGGGUCCCAUUGCACCGCGUCCGACGCGUCCGGCCGACUGGCUCUCCUUUGCCGACGAACCAGAAUCGGCAUCUUACGACGCCGAUGGCUUCCCCGACAGCCCCUCCUUUGUCGGCAGCGAGCGCGAUGGCGUUUCGCCGCCUCCAUUCAUGGGCGCUGACAGCGGCAUGGGCAUGUUUAUCCUGGACAAUCACAACUCCGCGCACUUUCAGCACUUUUCGCUCCACUCGCCUGAGCCGUCCGAUGGUCUGCUGCGCACGCCGUCAGCGGCGGGAGGUGCUUCGUCGCAGGAUUUGCAGCACGCGCAUAUGCGACCGAUGUCAGCACUGUCGAAUGGUUCGCUCGGUACGGAUCCUUUCGCGGAUCACCGCUUCUCGCCAGCUGGGCUGCGCGCUGUCACCGUCAGCCCCGGCUUCGCUGCCGUUGGUGUCCCUGCCGCUGUCGAUGGAAGCCUGCUCAGACCUGCGACCGUCUCGCCACAGGUGACUGGCGAAAAGGUACAGCUGCUUGCGCGAGAACGUGCGUUAGAUGAGAGUGCGAGGAACAAGGGCACUGUUCCUGGAGCUGGGAGCAAGAAGGGUACCGCGAGCAUUCCCGCAAACGGAAAAGCAGUAGGUGUAGCUGACAGUGGCGGAUGUAUUGCCGAUGCUCAUCAGGCAUCAGCUGCAUCUUCGAACUCGACCCCAUAUGCUACGCCUGCACUUGCAGCUGCGCCUGCGCCAGCACCACCACCUCCGGGCAGCUCUUCCUCGGUACUGGGCAAGAAGUUGGCGCCACCGAUUCCUGGUCUACCAAUGCGUAAAGACAAAGGGAUCAGGCUUCCUGGCUGAGGCAUGCCUUUUGGGACACGAGAUUGAUAUGGUGUUGAUGCGGAUACGGGCAAGGACAUUUCAAUGGGAAAGGCGCAAGUUGACAAGGGCAUAAGGAUGAUUAGAUAUCAUUUCUCUUUCUUCGUACACUGAUACAUAUCCGACCCUCCUUUCAAGUUGCUGUAUCAUAUCGAAGUUGGAUGGGGCAAAGCUCUGCACAGUUUAU
Molecule: messenger RNA, 3220 nt
Organism: Tilletiaria anomala UBC 951
Lineage: Eukaryota; Fungi; Basidiomycota; Exobasidiomycetes; Georgefischeriales; Tilletiariaceae
Exons: 2
Coding region: 235-3015 (926 amino acids)
Cellular component (GO): cytoplasm
Molecular function (GO): protein binding
Source: RefSeq, a predicted model, not a curated record